AUGAGUGUCACUGCUUGUGAGGAGCAGUGUGAAGAGAAGCUUAAAGCGAAUAUUGACGAGGCGUUCAUGCUGGUCGAUUUGGAUGUUGUUUUCGAGAGAUUUCUCCUGUGGAAGCGUGAAAUGCCUAUGAUCGAGGUGAUGGACAUGGGCGUGAGGCCUGAAAAAAUCAUCUACGCCAAUCCGUGUAAGACUCGGUCGUUCAUCACCCACGCAAAGGAGAGGAACGUUAGCAUGAUGACAUUUGAUAGUGUCGAAGAGUUGGCGAAAAUCGCUCAUCUGCAUCCUGAUGCCAAUUUCCACGUGGGAUCUGGCUGCAACGAUCCUUCAGCCUUUCGUGAGGCUUUGACUCAUGCUCGUCAUUUGAUCGAGCUCGGACGGGGCUUGGGAUUCGAUAUGAAUCUGGUCGAUUUGGGUGGAGGUUACCCGGGAACACUUCAGCAGACAUCAUUUGAAGAUAUUGCCGCCGUCAUUCGUUCAGCUGUGGAUGAGUUUCUUCCUCCUGGAGUACGGUUCUUCGCUGCUGCUCCCUUCACACUCGUUUGCAACAUUAUCCACGCCACAGAGGUGUCAGCUGAGAAAAUAACUAAACGUCCUGAGGAUGCUGACCAUCGCGGGUUCAUGUACUACGUGAAUGAUGGAGUGUACGGCUCCUUCAAUUGCAUACUAUUCGAUCACGUCGAUCCUGUUGGAACACCCAUUUUUGACCAAAAGAUGAUGCGAAUGAUGUCUGUUGGAGAGUGGAUUGUCUAUCAGAACAUGGGAGCCUACACUUGUUCAGGCGUCCACCACUUUCAAUGGAUUUCAGCGACCGAACGCUAUCUACGUGAUCAGCAGAAAGAAUUGGGCAAGGAUUUCGUCUUCACCCAUCGUCUAGUUCGAGCGCACAGCUAUGCGUUGAUUAUUUAA
Molecule: messenger RNA, 906 nt
Organism: Ostertagia ostertagi
Lineage: Eukaryota; Metazoa; Nematoda; Chromadorea; Rhabditida; Trichostrongylidae
Source: the annotation of a GenBank genome assembly